AUGGCCGUGACUGCCAGCCAACGCGAGUCGGAAACCGUGGCCUGGGCGCCAUGGCCUCCGUACCAAAAUCACAACUCUGGAUAUGCCGUGAUGAACCACUGUGGUCUGAUGCAGUACAACUCGCAGCCAGUUGCCACGCUUCCCCCUCCACGACCGGCAUUGGCGGGAAAUUUCGGCAUGGAGCAGCACUAUGCCAUGUCACCAGUGAUGGUGAUGCAUCCGUCACAUUACCCUUCCCAACCCCCUUUCGGUUACAACAGCUACACGGCUCCACCAUCGGCCUUGACUGCCCUACCCUAUAGGCAACACCAAGAGGAGCAUCUGCUACCCCGCGUGGUCCCGACGGAUGACCUGAACAUACAGAUUGCGUAUCAAGCUGGAACUCGCCAGUCCCGUGCUGAAGAGCAGUCUCGGAGUCCGGUCGUCAAGAACGAGCCGAUGAUACCAGCGCGGCAAUACGGAACCCUGGCUUCGAGCCAGGAAAAGCCUUCGAGGACAGUCGCCCUGAACGAGGCAGCAACCAACACCAAGGAGGCGACGUUCGACACCCCCAUCGACGAGUUGUUGAAGGCAAUACAGCCUGAGGUAGAGGCAACCGAGUCAGCCCCUCCUGGAGCACCUACUAGUCCUCUACAGUCGCACGACGAGGCAAUGCAGGAUUCCAGGUACCACUGUGACCCGAGCCAGGAGAAGUCGGUAGACAGAGGUACAAGGAUGAAGGCGAAGCGCUUCACCUGUCCGAUCAAUAAUUGCCGUAAAAGAUUCGCCCAGAAUUCGCAUCUGGAAACCCACCUGCGCUCUCACGCUGGGCAGAAGCCGUGGAAAUGCCCUUGGCCCGGUUGCAACAAGCUUUCCACCCAGCAUGGGAACCACAAGUCUCACAUGCGACGCCAUACCGGCGAGAGGCCGUUUGCAUGCGAAAUGCCUGGCUGCAAAAAGAAGUUUGUGCAAAAGGGGGGCUUGAUAGCUCACCUGAACACGCACACGAAGGAGAAGCGGUUUUACUGCCACCUAGGCUGCGGCAAGGAUUUCAGCCAACGUGGAAACUUGAAGACACACCAAAACAAGUUCCACCAGAAAGAGGUGCAGGAGUACAUGAGGAUGUACAACGAGUGUAAGAGAACCGGUGUUCCGGUGCCUGAAGCUCAUCGUGAUAAGCUCAAGUACUUCGCCGAGACCUUCAAGAACAGCAACAAGGGCAUCGCGGGACGUGGAAAGGGCAACAAAUACCCCCGCAUCGACACCCCUCCUGUGGUCCGGACUCAGUUCUCUGGGCAGCAGACCUGCCACGUCCAACAGGCCUCGUUCACUCCCCAUCACGGCCUUCUACCCGCGGCGCCGUUCGGUCACUAUGAGAUGCCAGGGACCACCAUGAUGUCACGUCGGCCUUAUGGCUACGAGCACGGCUAUGAGCAGUAUGAUACCGGUAUUGACAUGGACCAAGCCAGCGUCUCCAGCGGUACCAUGACGCCCGUCGGUACUCCGGGACCAUUCUACGAGGAUGCAUUCCAGGACCGGAUGUACUUUCGCUAG
Messenger RNA from Anthostomella pinea, 1533 nucleotides. The record is from the annotation of a GenBank genome assembly. Lineage: Eukaryota; Fungi; Ascomycota; Sordariomycetes; Xylariales; Xylariaceae.